UAUUCCUGAAAAAAAAAAACAAAAAAGGUGUCAUUGGCAUUCAAAUUUGCAUUCCUAUUCGCAGUAGGGUUUUAAAUUGCCUUUUUCUUCAUCCCUGUCCACCUUCUUCUUCCCCAUAUGUAUAUAUUUUUUUUCGUCUGAUUUUUUCUUCUUCAACAUGGAUCUUCUGCAAAACUAUGGAGACCCAGAUCCAGAUAUCUCUCCAGAAUCAUCCCCACCCCGUGUCAUCCCUUCCAAAUCCUCAGCCCCAAAAGUAGACGAUACCCUCCUAGCUCUCACCGUCGCAAAUGCCCACCGAUCCGCUUCCAAACCCAUCGACCCGACCCAACAUGCCGUAACCUUCAACCCCAAAUACGACCAGCUCUGGACCCCUAUCUAUGGCCCUUCUCAUCCAUACGCCAAAGACGGCAUUGCCCAAGGCAUGCGAAACCACAAGCUCGGCUUCGUCGAGAACGCUUCCAUCGAACCCUUUGUGUUCGACGAGCAGUACAACACUUUCCACAAGUAUGGCUAUGCGGCCGACCCUUCUGCCUCUGCUGGGUACAACUAUGUGGGAGAUUUCGAUACCCUUCAGAAGAAUGAUGGUAUUUCUGUUUAUAAUAUCCCACAAAGCGAACAGAAAAAGAGGAAGAUUGAGAAGAAGAAGCAGAAGGAGAUGGAGAUGGAUGAGGAUGAGAAUGAAGAGGUUGAUACAGUUGAGGUUGAGAAUCCUGCAAGCGAUACUUGGUUGAUGAGGAACAGAAAGAGUCCAUGGGCUGGGAAAAAGGAAGGUUUGCAAACUGAGUUAACAGAGGAGCAGAAGAAGUAUGCUGAAGAGUAUGCAAAGAAGAAAGGUGAGGAGAGAGGUGGUGAGAAGGGAGAGAUUGUUGCUGAUAAGACUACUUUCCAUGGAAAAGAGGAGAGAGAUUAUCAGGGUAGGUCUUGGAUUUCUCCUCCAAAGGAUGCUAAGGCUACCAAUGAUCAUUGUUAUAUACCAAAAAGGUUGGUUCACACUUGGAGUGGGCAUACAAAGGGUGUUGCUGCAAUUAGAUUCUUCCCCAAACAUGGGCAUUUGAUUCUCUCUGCUGGGAUGGAUACUAAGGUAAAGAUUUGGGAUGUUUUCAAUACUGGUAAAUGUAUGAGAACUUAUAUGGGUCAUUCUAAAGCUGUUAGGGAUAUUUGUUUCUCUAAUGAUGGAACUAAGUUCUUGAGUGCUGGGUAUGAUAAGAAUAUUAAGUAUUGGGAUACUGAAACCGGGCAAGUCAUAUCGACUUUCUCGACGGGGAAGGUUCCUUAUGUGGUAAAACUUAACCCUGAUGAAGAUAAACAGAACAUUUUGUUGGCUGGAAUGAGUGACAAGAAGAUUGUUCAGUGGGAUAUGAACACUGGACAGAUUACACAAGAGUAUGAUCAGCAUUUAGGUGCUGUGAAUACCAUUACAUUUGUUGAUAAUAAUAGGAGGUUUGUUACUUCUAGUGAUGACAAAUCGCUUCGAGUUUGGGAGUUUGGUAUCCCUGUGGUUAUUAAGUAUAUUAGUGAGCCUCAUAUGCACUCUAUGCCAUCUAUUUCACUCCACCCCAAUGCGAAUUGGCUUGCUGCGCAGAGUAUGGACAAUCAGAUUCUUAUUUACAGUACCAGGGAGAAAUUUCAACUCAACAAGAAGAAGAGAUUUGCUGGGCAUGUUGUUGCUGGUUAUGCUUGUCAGGUCAAUUUCUCACCUGAUGGACGGUUUGUUAUGUCUGGAGAUGGUGAGGGUAAAUGUUGGUUUUGGGAUUGGAAGACUUGCAAAGUGUUCAGAACUCUCAAGUGUCAUGAGGGAGUAUGCAUUGGGGCUGAGUGGCAUCCAUUGGAGCAAAGUAAAGUAGCAACAUGCGGCUGGGAUGGCUUGAUCAAGUAUUGGGAUUAGCUGAUUAGCUGCUUAUAGCUCUACAUAGCGUGCAUUAUAUGAUCAGUCCCUCUGCAUUCAGGAAGAGAGAUAAGCUUUGUUUGGCUGCAGUUUAGUUCCAUAGGUGUAUCAUAUGAUCAAUCCAUCUAGAUUCAGGAAGAGAGAUGUAAACUAGGUCAGACGCAUACAUGUAUAACAUUGUUACCAGUGGCAAACCAACUGUUCUGCUGUUUUCUACCAGGAUCCAUGUUAUUUAGUUACUCUGAAAUUGUACUUUGUAAAAUAUUUUUCACAAGCUUUUAUGCUGGCAUUUUCUUAGACUGGGCAGUGUAACAGUUAGUUAAAUUUAUGUUCUUUUUCUUCUGCUUUUUGACA
This is a messenger RNA of Ziziphus jujuba (common jujube), 2239 nucleotides long. RefSeq lists its product as uncharacterized. The coding region runs from base 158 to 1885 and encodes 575 amino acids. Gene Ontology annotation, cellular component: catalytic step 2 spliceosome. Gene Ontology annotation, biological process: mRNA splicing, via spliceosome. The transcript is spliced from 2 exons. Gene Ontology annotation, molecular function: mRNA binding; protein binding. The record is from RefSeq and is a predicted model, not a curated record. NCBI's taxonomy places the organism in Eukaryota, Viridiplantae, Streptophyta, Magnoliopsida, Rosales, Rhamnaceae.